Pseudomassariella vexata is the source of this 1979-nucleotide messenger RNA. RefSeq lists its product as uncharacterized. NCBI's taxonomy places the organism in Eukaryota, Fungi, Ascomycota, Sordariomycetes, Amphisphaeriales, Pseudomassariaceae. Bases 285 to 1841 code for a protein of 518 amino acids. The transcript has a single exon. Gene Ontology annotation, molecular function: protein binding. The record is from RefSeq and is a predicted model, not a curated record.
GUCUUACCCUGCUCCAUUGCGCCUAAGCUUCCUUGAGCCCAAGCUUCCAUCGGCCAGCCAAACAAGAAUUCCGAUGACCUGACCUUGAGGUAAAGAAGCUUCAAAAGCGCGGUGUCACAGCUCUCGGUGCUUGCACUGUCUGAUUUAUUUAUUGGCGAAAACCCCUCCCUAGCCUUGUAAUAUAACGCGCACCAGGUCCUAGAGACUAUCAUCUAGUUGUCGCUGUUUUUCCAGUCUCAACACAGCCGGUUGACACGUCUGACGUCUCACCACAGUACAUCAACAUGGAUACGCGGUCUCGUCCGGAAAACUUGGAACGAGACCUGCCGGUUCCAUCCGGGGUACCGGCCCCGGAAGGCCCCACAGCCGGCUCGGUAGGGCCAAUUAUCACACACCUCCCCCAAGAGUUGAUCGACAUGAUUUCAGAUCACCUGCCACUGUACGACAUCAUCAGACUGGGCGUCACCUGCCGCCAUUUCUACAACAAAAAGGACGUCAAGUUCUGGUACCAAGUCCGAUGCACAAAGAUUGUCAAUGAGCUAAAAGGCUCGCGCUACAUCCCUGUCAUCGAGGCCGAAGAGCGAUGGAAGUUCCUCAAGAACUUGGAGCUUGAUCUCCCCAACUUAGAGCUUUGUCACUUUUGCGAAAUCUUUCAUCCUCGAGGGUCGCCCCAACAACAAUCUCUUGAGAGGGUCCCCCACCGUGGCUCUACCGGCGCAGAGUGCAAUGCAAAGGAAGUCCAGUUCCGACGCUGGAGCAUCGACUGGGGUUUUGGCUUCCGAGAUAUCUAUGCCAUCACCAAUCGUCUCGUCCAUGGUGAAGCACACGGGCAGCCACUCUCAGAUCUCUGCUUUUCGACCAACUGGGCGUUCGCCGAAUGCUAUAGGAAGCUGUACAAUGCCACUAAAUCCCCAUUCAAGCGCUUUCUGAGCUACAUAAAGCUAGAUGCCGAAGCUUUGAUUGUAGACCAACAGGUGUUGGUCCAUCGGAUCCAGCGCCUCUGGAUACCCAACCACGUACAGGGAAGCGAGGUUCUCCUUCGAUAUGGCGUCGGGGAUCUGGCCUGCGACUUCAAGAUAUGUGCACACCACAACCCACAGAGCGGCGAGAUGAUACACAACUUCGUCCACCCUUUCCGAGAGAGCCUCCGAGUUGUUAUGGUAACUGCAUUUAAUGCGUCGGACAGUUACAAUGCUGGGAGUUCUCAACCUCAAGUGUUUGUGCGUUGCCACAAAUGCCCGUCAGAGCGUCUGAUUCGACGGUGUGAGGACUGCCCUACGGAGUAUGAGGUCACCUUCUAUGUCCACAACAACAAGGGUAUUGAAGUUGUUUUGGACGUUUGGCAGAACCUGGGUCGCUGUCGUAGUCCCCUGGAGCCUGGUUGGGCCAACUGCUGGGGUCGCGCCAACCCACGAUUCCAAGCGCCCGCCGAAGAACAGUGGAGAAAAGACUGGAUCCAGUCCGAUGUGGCUUACAUCGUCGACAAGAGCAUAUUCCCUACAGGACCUGGCCUGAGUGCCGCCUCGCAUCAUUCCGCGCAGGCAGUUCACGAUCACUGGGAAGUCUUGUACCGCAACCCCGAGCCAGAUCCUCUGCCAGGUCCCAGAAUCCCAAUUGAGUCGGCUUUGACCUCUGAUCGGCUCCAAACACUUCAAAGAUUCAUUGAGUACUCGAGAUAUGAGAUCAAAGAGAGGAAAGACUUGCCGAGAUUUCCCUUGCACCCUUCGGGAGGCGACGGGCCUGCUCACGUAGCUUACACGCGUACCAACAAUCCUGAACGAUGCCCUCCGCCUGUUGAACAACCUAAUCACGUUGUUCAAGAGUUCACGGACGGCGAGUAACAGUAGUUGUUGCCGUAAUGAGCGUCACUAGCGGAGACUUGGGAAGACUCAAGAUAGCUCUUGCCACCCACCGUCAACAAGUCAGAAAGCAGAGAGCACGGCGAGUUACGGGCCGGCGAAGUCUCCAACUUGGGAGAU